Messenger RNA from Xenia sp. Carnegie-2017, 512 nucleotides. RefSeq names its product 60S acidic ribosomal protein P2-like. Gene Ontology annotation, biological process: cytoplasmic translational elongation. Gene Ontology annotation, cellular component: ribosome; cytosolic large ribosomal subunit. The transcript is spliced from 3 exons. The record is from RefSeq and is a predicted model, not a curated record. The coding region runs from base 110 to 460 and encodes 116 amino acids. NCBI's taxonomy places the organism in Eukaryota, Metazoa, Cnidaria, Anthozoa, Malacalcyonacea, Xeniidae. Gene Ontology annotation, molecular function: structural constituent of ribosome.
GUUUAUCAAUUCUUUCUGUUUCAGCAUUUGACCUGAAAAGUUUGUGUUGAAUUUCCUCUUCCAAAAAAUACAGCGUGCACUUCGUUUCGUGUCCUUGUCGACUUAAAAAAUGCGUUACGUGGCCGCAUACUUGUUAGCUUGUCUUGGUGGUAAUGAAUCACCAUCUGCCGAAGAUAUCAAGAAAAUACUAGAGAAAGUUGGUGUAAAUGUUGAUGAUGAAAAACUGGAUAAAGUUGUGUCUGAGUUGAAUGGGAAAGACAUUAAUGAGGUUGUAGCUGCUGGUAAAGAAAAAUUAGCUGGUAUUCCUACUGGUGGCAUGGCUAGUAGUGGUGGUGGAGCUGCUGGUGGUGGUGCUGCAGCUGAUGAUGAUGAACCUGCAAAAGAAGAAGAGAAAAAGGAGGAAAAGAAGGAAGAAUCUGAAGAGAGUGAUGAUGACAUGGGCUUUGGUCUCUUUGAUUAAGUAUAGCUAAAUGUAAUGCUUACAUUUAAAGAGGAAUAAAAACCAAAAUCCA